Messenger RNA from Otolemur garnettii (small-eared galago), 2010 nucleotides. RefSeq names its product abhydrolase domain containing 8 (gene ABHD8). The record is from RefSeq and is a predicted model, not a curated record. Gene Ontology annotation, molecular function: catalytic activity. The transcript has 5 exons. Bases 169 to 1476 code for a protein of 435 amino acids. Lineage: Eukaryota; Metazoa; Chordata; Mammalia; Primates; Galagidae.
UGCGGCUCUGCACUGACUGUGUGGGGCCCGCGCCCGCCGGCGAACCACGCUGCGUUCCUGACCCCGCGCCACCAUGUAAACGGCGCUGGCAGGCGGACGCUGGCUUCUUCGCCCGGGACCCCUCCGCCUCAACCCAACCAACCCUGUGGCCCUAGAUGAGGACACAUCAUGCUGACUGGGGUGACAGAUGGUAUCUUCUGCUGCCUGCUGGGCGCACCCCCCAACUCCGUAGCACCGCUGGAGAGUGUGGAGUCCAGCGAUGGCUACACCUUUGUGGAGGUCAAACCCGGUCGUGUGCUGCGGGUGAAGCACGCUGGACCCUCCCCAACCCCCACCCCACCUCCACCAUCACCACAAGAUGCUGCCCAGGGGGACAGAUCUGGCUUGGUCCACUGCCAGCGCCGGAUUACUGUCUACCGCAACGGGCGGUUACUGGUGGAAAACCUAGGCCGGGCACCUCGAGCUGACCUUCUGCAUGGGCAGAACGGCUCUGGAGAGCCACCGGCUGCCCUGGAGGUGGAGCUGACUGACCCAGCAGGCAGUGAUGGCCGCUCAGGCAUGGGCAGUGCCAACAGUGGCAAUGGUAGUAGUGGGCGGCGGCGGCGAGCCAGACGCCCCAAGAGGACCAUCCACAUUGACUGUGAGAAGCGCAUCACUAGCUGCAAAGGCACCCAGGCCGAUGUGGUGCUCUUUUUCAUCCACGGUGUUGGCGGCUCCCUGGCCAUCUGGAAGGAGCAGCUGGACUUCUUUGUACGCCUAGGCUAUGAGGUGGUGGCACCUGACCUGGCAGGCCAUGGGGCCAGUUCUGCACCGCAGGUGGCUGCAGCCUACACCUUCUAUGCACUGGCUGAGGACAUGCGGGCCAUCUUCAAGCGCUACGCCAAAAAGCGAAAUGUGCUCAUUGGGCAUUCCUAUGGUGUCUCCUUCUGCACAUUCCUGGCACAUGAGUACCCAGACCUGGUGCACAAGGUGAUCAUGAUCAAUGGCGGGGGCCCUACAGCGCUGGAGCCAAGCUUCUGCUCCAUCUUCAAUAUGCCCACCUGUGUCCUUCACUGCUUAUCACCCUGCCUGGCCUGGAGCUUCCUCAAGGCUGGCUUUGCCCGCCAAGGGGCCAAGGAGAAGCAGCUGCUUAAGGAGGGCAAUGCCUUCAACGUGUCAUCUUUCGUGCUACGGGCUAUGAUGAGUGGCCAGUACUGGCCCGAAGGCGAUGAAGUCUACCAUGCGGAGCUCACCGUGCCCGUCCUACUUGUCCAUGGCAUGCAUGACAAGUUUGUGCCAGUGGAGGAAGACCAGCGCAUGGCUGAGAUCUUGCUUCUGGCCUUCCUGAAGCUCAUCGACGAAGGCAGCCACAUGGUGAUGCUGGAAUGCCCUGAGACCGUCAACACACUGCUCCACGAGUUCCUGCUCUGGGAGCCGGAGGCCUCGUCCAAGGCUCUGCCCUCGCCCCUACCUGCGCCUCCAGAGGAAAAGAAGUAACUGGCAAGCCAGCAAGGCAUUGCUUGGUGAGCAGAGCUGCAGGAAGAUGAAGCCAGGAGCGGGCGCCAGGUCCGCAGCGCGGACCAUGUGGGUCGGCCUUUUGCUCUCGUGGGCGGGAUCAGGCCAGGAAGACGCCCCCAGGCCGGUUGGGCGUGGUGUAACGUCUGAGCGAGCCUAGUUGGACGCUCAGCUCUCCGCUUCUGUCCUGCGAGGCCCAUCGGUGUUUUGGGGCCAAAGCCAGGAUGCCCGCGGAAGAUGACCUUGUACAGAAGUCCCUCUUUCUUCCCCCUCCAGCCAAAGACACGGCCGAGACAGGCCCUCCCCACCCUGCUGUCUUCCGUGUUAGCCAUGCUUUAUCCUGGGACUCCCGAGCCCCCUAGGGACCCUCAGGGUCCGUCCCAGUGCCCAAGACCCUCCCUGUCCCCUCAUUCCUCAGCUCUGGGAGCUAUUGUUGCCCACCAGGGUAGGGAAGGGGGCUGGCGCCACUGAAUCUGCGCAUUUGAACUUGUAACUGAAUAAAAAGUGACAAUCGGA